Coregonus clupeaformis (lake whitefish) is the source of this 1046-nucleotide messenger RNA. Its product is annotated as parapinopsin-like. The record is from RefSeq and is a predicted model, not a curated record. Lineage: Eukaryota; Metazoa; Chordata; Actinopteri; Salmoniformes; Salmonidae. The coding region runs from base 15 to 1046 and encodes 343 amino acids. Gene Ontology annotation, cellular component: photoreceptor outer segment; membrane. The transcript is spliced from 5 exons. Gene Ontology annotation, molecular function: G protein-coupled receptor activity. Gene Ontology annotation, biological process: G protein-coupled receptor signaling pathway; phototransduction; visual perception.
GUCAUUCUAUACACAUGAUGCAGCUCCCAGCCUCUCUCUCCAACACUUCGUCCUACCUGGGACCGCCCCCCGAGGGCGAGGAGCUCCUGCCCCGAGCUGGCUUCAUCACCCUCUCCAUCGUCAUGGCGAUGUUUACCGUACCAGCCAUUGUGUUGAACUCCACGGUGAUAGUGGUGUCGCUGAUGAACAAGCAGCUGAGGCAACCUCUGAACUACGCCCUGGUCAACAUGGCCGUAGCUGACCUGGGGACAGCGCUGACCGGUGGGGUUCUGUCUGUGGUCAACAACGCUCUGGGGUACUUCUCCCUGGGACGGACCGGCUGUGUCAUGGAGGGAUUCUCUGUGGCUCUGUUUGGUAUCACAUCACUGUGCACGGUAGCUCUGAUUGCCAUAGAGAGAAUGUUUGUGGUGAGCAAGCCGCUAGGACCAAUCUCCUUCCAGACCAAGCAUGCGGUUGGGGGUGUGGCCUUGUCAUGGGUGUGGUCUCUCAUCUGGAACAUCCCGCCCCUAUUCGGCUGGGGAAGGUACGAACUGGAGGGCGUCGGGACGUCGUGCGCCCCAGACUGGCACAACCGUGACCCCAAUAAUGUGUCCUAUAUCCUGUGCUACUUCCUGCUGUGUUUCGCCGUGCCCUUCCUCAUCAUCGUAGCCUCUUACUCAAAACUCAUAUACACCUUAAGACAGGUCUCUACAAUGGGCUGUAUAGAAGGGGGUGCAGCAGCCAAGGCGGAGGCUAAGGUGGCCCGCAUGGUGGUUCUGAUGGUGGUUACUUUCCUGAUCAGCUGGCUGCCCUACGCUACCCUGGCCCUCGUGGUGGUCUCCCACCCUGAUGCCCACAUCAGCCCUCUGCUGGGCACCAUGCCAGUCUACCUGGCCAAGAGCAGCACCCUGUACAACCCUCUCAUCUACCUCUACAUGAACAAACAGUUCCGUAGAUAUGCAGUGCCCUUCCUGCUGUGUGGGAGGGACCCAUGGCCUUCUGAGGAGGAGGGGUCAGAGAUGCAGACCACUGUGGCAACCAUCAACAACAAAGUCUCCCCCAGUUGA